AUGACAGAAGAAGUCCCAGCGGCAUCCGGCAUGCCCGAGUGCAACGGGAGCGUACCCCUGGAGAAGGGCCCACUCCAGGUCAUCGGUGUCAUCGACGAAAUAGCAAAAUCUGUCGGGACGGUUCCUUACGUGAAUGCAGAAACGAGCCCCGACGCUCCACCGGCAAAAGAAAAUCGGGAGGAAAAUAGAAAUUCGUUGGCAGAGGACAUAGUUCCUGGGGAUUUUGAUGGAGGGAAGCAAUGCGAAGAAAAGCGAGAAGAAAACAAUGGGACACUACAGCAGGGAUCAGCUGAUAUCCAGGACACAGGGACCGACGGCCAGGACUCAGAGGAAGGGCCAGGCGGCGAGGGGACGCCUGUGGGCAGCGGGGAGCGAGAGCUGGGGACAGCGGCUGGCCCCGGUGGGGAGGUGGCGGAGACCCUCGCGGCCAGCGCCGAAGGGAGAGGGAAUGCAGCCGAGGAAGAGGAGGAGGAGGAGGCGGCGGGGGAGGAGGAGGACACUGAAGAGGAUGAAGUUCAGGUGAUCGAAAUCAAGAAGAACAGCGAGGAGUCCCAUCCCAAGCAGCAAGACAGUGACAAGGAGGCAUCUCCCGCGACCAGCCCCGGCUGCAACUCCCAGGUGGAGAAACUGGGGGAGCAGCCCAGCCUGGGGAAGAAAAAUGAUAUCUCCAGACACAGCUAUUCCAGAUACAACACAAUCUCCUACCGGAGGAUUAGAAAAGGAAACACCAAACAGCGAAUCGAUGAAUUUGAAUCCAUGAUGCACUUAUAA
Haliaeetus leucocephalus (bald eagle) is the source of this 771-nucleotide messenger RNA. RefSeq names its product ermin, ERM-like protein (gene ERMN). The record is from RefSeq and is a predicted model, not a curated record. Gene Ontology annotation, cellular component: extracellular exosome; neuronal cell body; internode region of axon. The coding region runs from base 1 to 771 and encodes 256 amino acids. The transcript is spliced from 3 exons. Gene Ontology annotation, molecular function: actin filament binding. Gene Ontology annotation, biological process: actin filament organization; regulation of cell shape; morphogenesis of a branching structure. Lineage: Eukaryota; Metazoa; Chordata; Aves; Accipitriformes; Accipitridae.